Molecule: messenger RNA, 2903 nt
Organism: Lethenteron reissneri (Far Eastern brook lamprey)
Lineage: Eukaryota; Metazoa; Chordata; Hyperoartia; Petromyzontiformes; Petromyzontidae
Product: transmembrane protein 121-like
Source: RefSeq, a predicted model, not a curated record
GCGGCAGCAGCGUCGCCUCACCCCUCCUCUGAGCAUCGCCUCCUCUCUGGAGCUUCCCGCUAUCUCUGCCCUCUCCGUAUGCGCGUGUUCGCCUGACCAUCUCUGGCACUCUGCUGCCACUCCGCGUAGCCUGUGCGUGUGUGCUCGUGCGCGUGUGUAUCUGAUCAUUGCAAAGAGAUACAUUUCAAGUGUUGUGUGCAACGCUGGAAUUUAGCUCCUCCGUUGUGUUUUUCGGGUUGUAUCUCCCGCGUGUUUGUUCGGGACGACGUUUCGCUCCACCUAAUGGGGAGCUGCUGGCGUUUAACGCGUGAAGCAACCGGGUGACUUUAAAACAAAAACAUUGAGAAUGUGUUUGUACAGUAUACACGUAUACUGUCGGCGUGCAAAAGGAACGCAAAUGCAGCUGGAGAUGAAUUUUGAAUUGUGAAGGAAAAAAUGGGAACGACUGAACGAAUUAUCCGGGACUUCUGCCAGCGGUGACACUAAUAGUUGCCAGACAUACACGCACGUGCGUCUGUGUAUGAACGGUGCCAUUCAUUCAUGUAGCUAUAGGAUUUAUAUACUAAUAAGGCAAGACUCGCAAUACUUCUCACCUGUUCAGUCGCUGAAGGCGAAGUCUGUAAAACGCGCAGAAAGCGGAGUCUGGGACCCAACGCUGCACUGCCCGGUGACCGAUGCGGCGACGCAGCUUCGCGAGUGGCCGGCUCAGUGGACCAAGGAGCAAGUGGCAAUGCGGCCACGUGGCCCCCAUCACGGCUGCUCAUUUUCAGAAUCGCGCCUUUUGCGGUGGCCGUCCCGCGACCUCGACUCGAUGAAGAAGACAGCGUUCGCCGUUGAUCUAAGGCCCCCCCGCUGCCUGGCGCUGAGAGAAUACAAAUGGGUUUAGGAGCCCUUCGAUGACAAGCGGCUGAAUUCACCCCUCUGAAAGUGGACACCAAAACAGAUUUUGUGUCGGCUCACUCGUUUUGAACGUAAGAAAGGAAGGGGAACACAAUUACUUUGCUGCACACGGCAAGCAUCUGGCAUGUUAGGCGACUCGUGUGGUCAUCUCCAAGCACGCCGAGAUUUCUCUGCAUGCAUCCUUCUCUAAUUGGCUUGAAGGAGAGUGAUAACUGUUGAGCGCUCACGAAUAAACCACACUUGCCGGUGGUCCCUGGAAACCCAUGCACGUGCUGGGCGGAAAUCUGAAGAAAUACAUCAUAGAGAUGCCUUAAAUCUGUGUCAUGGGAACUUCUAAAUGAUUCCAUUGCCCUCCCCCCACCCAAGCAGCACAGAGCCUUAAGAAAAGCCUUCAAUAAAAAUGUCAAGGAACUAAUUGGAUUGUGCGGCACGUCCUUGAGAGUGGCAGAUGAAAACGGAGAAGGGAAAACGCCGCCCAGGUUACUGAGGUGGCUGCGUUUCUGACGUGGCCACGAGAAGACGCGACCCCCGCCGGUGUGGACAGCGGCAGCUGGCAUGGAGCCGAGGGGGCCACGCGGCUAAAGCACCUGGCAAUGGAGAGGAGGAGUAAGGGGACACGGACGGAAUAAGCAAUGCUAUGCGAGGCAUGGACCCGUCUGGAGAAGCCGGCACAUACUCCGACACGUCACUGGGAAGCACACGUUUGAGCUCCUGCAAUGGAACAAAGUGCAGGCGUUCGGAAAUAACAUCCGGCGUUCCACUCCUCUGACCAGCGUCUGUCAGCCACGGAGCCACCGGCUCGCGCGAGAGAGCGCCGCGCUCUCCGCCAUGGUCUUGCCGGCGCCCGACCGCUGCCACGUUUGCCUCUUCACAGCGCUCAUCGUGAGCAGCAUGGCCCUGCUGGACGCGUACCUCGUGGAGCAGAACGCGGGGCCGCGCAAGAUCGGCGUGUGCAUCAUGCUGCUGGUGGGCGAUGUGUGCUUCGUCAUCGUGCUGCGCUACGUCGCCGUGUGGGUGGGCGCCGAGGUGCGAACCCCCAAGCGCGGCUACGCCAUGGUGCUCUGGUUCGUCUACGUCUUCGUGCUCGAGAUCAAGCUCUACUUCGUGUUCCAGAACUACAAGGCGGAGCGCUCGGCGCUGUCGGGCGCCGCCGCAGCCGCCGCCGACGUGACGGCGCGCAAGGUGCUCACGCUGCUGCUGUCGGUGUGCGUGCCGGCGCUCUACGUGUCGCUCGUCGCCGUCGACUACAUGGGCUACCUGCGGGCGUUCUGGCGGAAGGAGGACCUCCGCAGCCGCAUCUUCUGGGUUGUGGUCGACCUGCUCGACGUCCUGGACGUGCAGGCAAACCUGUGGGAGCCCACGCAGCGGACGCUCAUGCCGGCGUGGGCCGAGGGCCUCACCUUCUUCUACUGCUACGUGGUGCUGCUCGUGCUGCCGUGCGUGUCGCUGAGCGAGAUCAGCAUGCAGGGCGAGCACAUCGCCCCGCACCGCAUGCUGCUCUACCCCAUCCUCAGCCUCGUCACCAUCAACGUCGUCACCAUCCUCGUGCGCCUCGUCAACAUCCUCCUGUACAGGGACGCCCGCGUCUCGGCCAUCUUCCUCGGCAAGAACGUGCUGGCCAUCGUCAUGAAGUCGGCCACGUUCGUCGGGUACCACCGGCAGGUGCACAGGAACGCUCCGCCGCAGCAGCAGCAGCCGGCGCCGGCGCCGCCGCCACUGCUGCUGCCCCCGCCGGGCAUCGCGCCCGCCGGGCUGGCCAUCGAGCUGCAGCAGAACUCGAUGCCGCACCACCACAGGCCGCACGGAAUGCCGCGGCAGAGCCUGCCCGAGAUGCACAGCCCCAUCGGGGAGAUCGACACGUGAUCGAAGCGACGCCCAUGGCGGCGGCGCCGGCCGAGGAACGGAGGAGGGCGGCGGUGGCCCUUGAGGCCCUUGCGGCCCUUGCGGCCGUUGCGCCGGCGCUCGGCUCUGCUGGACGUGCGUUGUUUUAGCGACGUGUAGAG